AUGAAAUUGGCAAUAUUGCCUGAUCCUAUACAUCGAUAAUAUUUUGCAAAUCAUGUUAAUUCACUCAAAUAGAUUAAAAGUAGAAAAAACAAGAUUGAAGAGGAUUCUUUGGGUGUAAUCCGUUAAUGUAACUUAUUAAUUAUAUGUAGUAUCGACAAUUAAAAAAAUAAAAGAUUAAGUAUCAGCAUUCGAAGCCAUUGAGGAGAACAAGAGCAUUGCUUAUAAUAAUUAAAAGAUAUAAUAAGCAAUUAUGAAAAUAAGCAGUGCAAAACAUAAUUUACCAAAAUUACAUAUAAAACGUAAAGAAAAGACUGAGAUCUCAGAUGAAAUUGCAAAAGAAAAUAAAAGACUCAAGAAAAGUAUAGAAAAUGUAUAGAACAGUUUGACAUAUAGAACAAAGCAUCAGAAUAUUAGAAAGUCUUAUCAAUAAGUACUGAACGAAUAUUGUUAAUCGAGAUUGCAGUAAUAAAAUGAAUAAUUAUAAUAAUGAUUCUGAAAUAGUUCAUUCUUCUAUUGGACCUUUACCUGUACGUCGUAGUACACUAAAUCUUAGUUUAGUAAGAGAAUAUGACUUACCUUCUGAAUCAUUUGAAAAAGCUAUAGAUAUUUUGUCUAAGAAUCUAUAACUGAAUGAAUAGGCUAGUAAAAUCUAUAUGUAAGACAUUCUAAGAGAGUUUGGGUAAACUAUAAAUAUAAUCAAAAUAGCUAUUUCAAAGCAUUAGAGCAACAAGCAGAAUAUUUUGAUUAUAUUGAAGAAACCAUUAGUAGCUUAGAAUAUAAAUAAGUGAAGAAAGGGAACAUUGUAUUUCAUUGUGGUGAAAGAGGAGAUUAUUUCUAUAUGAUUUUAAAAGGGACAGUAUUAGUAUAUGUUCCAAAAAAGUAAGAUUUGUGAAUUAUAUAUUUUAAAGAGAUGAAGAAAUUUAGAAAUAAAAGUAAAUAAUGUUACAAAUGAAUUAAUGUAAAGAAGAUAUGGCAAAUACUAAAAAGAAAGAUGAUGCAAAAUAAUUGUAAAAACAGAUGUAAGAUCUAUAGAAUCAAUUAAAGGAAUACUAAGGCAUGGAAGAUAUUCUUUUAUUUCCUUUUAAAAGUCGUUAUUAUUAGAAACUUCCUAAUGGUUAAAUGAUUUGUUUGUAUAAAAAAGUAAAUACAAUGAAAGAUGGUGAUUGUUUUGGAGAAGUUUCAUUAUUUAGAAAUGAACCAAGAGCAGCUACUUUAAUUGCAUUAGAUACUUUACAUUUGGGAGCAUUGAAUAAAACUAAUUAUUUAAGGAUUUUUGAAUCUAAAUUAGAGAAAUUGAAUUUUACUUUGGGAAUGCUUAGUAAAAUGUUUCCAUAAUCAUCUAAAGAAGUAGUUAUAUAAUUAAGUUUUGAUUUUCAAAGAAAAUUAUUUUCUAUAAAUUAGACUAUUUUUAAAUAAGGAGAUGUAGUUGAUGGAUUAUAUUUGAUAUUUUAAGGGAUAGUUGAAAUAAGUUCUGAUAAUGUGAGAGUCAAUUAAUUUAGUGAAUGUCAAUUUGUUGGAUUAUUUGAUUUAAAAAAUCCUGGUUUAAGACAAUAUACUGCUACUUCAGUAUCAUAUGAAACUAUUAUAUAUUUUUUACCAAAGAAAUAAUGUUCAGGAUUAGAUAGAUUUAUGAGAGAAAGAAUUAAUGAUUAUAGAAUUAGUAGUGAUGGAUUUAGAUAAGAUUGGGUUAAGAAAUGUCAUAAGAUGAUUGCAAAAUAAUAAUAAGAUACAAAUAAAGUUAUUUUAAAAGAUAUAAAUACAAAAGAAAUAUUAUAAAAAUGUAUUACAUAAAGAGAAUCAAAAACAACUUCAAAUACUAUAAGUAAAGAUAGAAUUAAUUAAAUUGUUGAAUAUAAUAAUCAUUAAUGUUCAUUAAAAGAGAAAUUAAAGAAUGUGAAAUUAUGUUUAUAAAUGAGAGAUUUUGAUAAAGAAAAAGAACUUGUAGAAAAAAUGAUGAAAUAAUAAUAUACUUAAUUACCAAGAUUGAGAGAAAGACCAAGAAAUCUAUUUGAAACAUAUACAAAUUUGAUGUCUAAAGUAUCAAAAUUAAGUUUAAGUCCAAACUUUUAGUCUCCUAAUACUAGUGAUCAUAGUAUUAAGAAUAUACAUGUGGAGAAGAAAUUAUAAUAAAGAUUAAAAAAAAGUGAACAAAUAAUUAAUUAAAUUAUGGGAAUAUGA
This is a messenger RNA of Paramecium primaurelia, 2178 nucleotides long. The record is from the annotation of a GenBank genome assembly. NCBI's taxonomy places the organism in Eukaryota, Ciliophora, Oligohymenophorea, Peniculida, Parameciidae.